Molecule: messenger RNA, 594 nt
Organism: Nematolebias whitei (Rio pearlfish)
Lineage: Eukaryota; Metazoa; Chordata; Actinopteri; Cyprinodontiformes; Rivulidae
Gene: c16h22orf23
Product: chromosome 16 C22orf23 homolog
Exons: 6
Coding region: 1-582 (193 amino acids)
Source: RefSeq, a predicted model, not a curated record
AUGGAGACCUCUGGAGGCAGCAGAGGAUUGUGGAACAAUCCCAGACCUCAGUGGAGCAAGGAGGUCCAGGACAUGAUGAGAUUAAGAAAAGAGGAAUCGAAGCUCACCUGUUUCCAGAGAAAACCCAUGAACAGAAACUCAAAAACCUCGGCUCAGACUCCUGAUCCUUCGUCUCCUUCCUCGAGCGAACCCGUCCGGAUAUCUCUGCCGAGGAAAACUCAGAGAAGAAGCGCCGAGUCUUGUCGAUCGGGGAACGGCUACGAGCGGGAAAAGUUCCGGCCUGGUCCUACACGAGACUUGGAGAAAGAGAAGAGGAGGCUUCAGAACAUCUUGUCAACAGGCAAGGAGUCCACACCUGAACCUCUGAAACCUCAAAAGUCAACUGCAGGUCGUGGACCAGAAGCAUCAGAGGAGGUCGAUCGCCAUCAGGAAGUUCUAAAUGAAAUAGACGAAAGAAGACAGUUCCUGGCAGAUGUGGCAGCUCUGGGUCAAGAAAGGCCGUACGUUGACAUCAUCAACACAGAGAUAUCUCAGAAAAUCCGUGAACUGGAGUUGCUGGAUCGGACCAGCAGUCACAAGUAGGAAGUAAUGACA